UAGGUUUUCUUCUUUAAAUUUGUAUUUGUCGGAUUGCAACAAACUGAAARGUGUAUACUGGAGUGUUAAUCUAUUUAUUUGAGCUAGCCCUGUGUUUCCGCCUACUAUUCUGGAGUUUAUCAUAGUUUAGCUGCAAUCGCACAUUUAUCGUUAAUGUAGUACCUGUGCAGUACUGAAGUAAAUUGUUGUGGAGAAAGACGUAAACAACGGACAGGAAGUGGCAAUCUAACACUUCCGGUACUUCCAGGCGGGCAAUUGAAACAUGUAGGACUUCAGCUAGGGAGUUCAAACAAAAUGAACUACUACAGUAGCUAUCUAGCUAGCAAGUUAUCCACUCGCAAUAUUGCAUUACAUCGGUUUUGCAUUAGUUAUUAGGGGCCUAGUUAGCGUUAACAAUUAUAUGUAUUUGUUAACUAUACAAUUGUCUUUGUUCUCAUUUCGUAAGCUAGCUUGUUAGCUACUGAUUUUAUAUUGGUAAAUCAAGCUUGACAGGCGGCAAGGAUGAGCAACGAGACACCACAACCCGUUUUGCCUGAUUCUACCAGCCAKCYACGWAGGAGGUCAAUGCGGUUGAGCUCUCCAAWUGAAAAUGUCCCCAACUCUGCUCCUACAGAUGCCGUAAAACGCCGCAUCACUGUGAGGAAGAUUGCRCCCAGGAAAACACAAGUCAAUGUCCCCUCCGAGGAACACACAGAAAAUGAACAAAGAUUGCUUGAAGGCAGUCGGAAGAAGUCACAAAUCUAUACCCCCGGACCUGCCCAGGUCCCUCCGCCAAAAGCCACCACGCUCUCCCCGAUCUUGGCCCCCUCACCACCCUGUCCACAGGCUGCAGCAAACCCAGAAGACUCAGCAUGGUCACAAAAGGUGCGGAGGUCCUAUACCCGCCUAAGCCUAGGGGACCCUUCGUUUGAAAGUCACCAGGCCGUGUACUCCCCAUCUCCUCAACGCCGGGAGACCCUGUUUGGAUUUGAGAAGCUUCAGACACCUCAGGUUCUCCGCAAGGUGGAGCAGUUCAGGGUGGGCCCUGAAGCCUCCAGGUCUCUCUGUGGAGUCAGCUCCUUCACCCUGCUGGAAGGGGACAACAGUGCUGCCGCUGCUCCCGACCCAGAGCCAGAUGUCAACAUCCCUGGUGUCGCUGUGGUAAAGGAGAAGAAGAGGAGGAAGAAGGUUCCUCAAAUAAAACUGGCAGAGCUGGAUGACCUUGCGGCAAAGAUGAAUGCAGAGUUUGAAGAGGCAGAAGGAUUUGAGUUGUUGGUGGAAUAAACUCAUGGGUCAUGGACAAAGACUUUGACAUGUGACUAGAAAGACUUGUUGCCAAUACUGGAGAAMGUUAAUGUUUUUAAUUUCAUUAUUGAUUUACAAAGACAAUGAAGAGUUAAGGUUUUAUUUGCAUGAAAAGGCCGCCUAUGGGAAACCAACAGGAUUAAUUUACAAGACAAAUGUUGAUUUUUAUUUUAUUUUUUUCCAGUUGGAAAUGUCAGAUUGGUAUCAUCAACAGUGUAUCUCAAGAAAUAAUUCUAGCUUCAAGGAUGUUCCUGUCACUUUGAAAUGUUGAUAGUUAUUUGUUUUUUGAAAUUACAACUUCAUUAUGUCACUGGGACAUACAUUUGUGUUGAUGAGCACCCUUUAUAUUUMAAAUUAUUUGCUAAAUCAAUGUUGGAUUACAGGUGUGUUUUAACCUAUCACAUUUUGUUCCCUAGAGGUUGCGCUCACCCUCUCAUUGUGGCUUCUUUGUGGCUUCUUCCAUCACUGUUAUUUUCUUUUGUGUUAGUGUAAAUGUAAUUAGUUUCUUUAUUCCACUCAUAGAUGAUAGUUUAGAUGUUAGUGAUUAAGACUUUUAUUAUCUGAUCACUACUCCAUAUCAAUUGGAAACGCGUUCUUAUUGGCUGACCAUGUCCGUUACUGACUCAAGUCUAUCAUAUGGUUGAAGAUGUCUCUUUGCUUUGUUUCGUUUUUUUUGUAAGAAGUAAUGUUGCUUUUUAGAAUUGUUCUGCUAUCAUGAAUAUAAUAAAUAGUUUGUUAUUCUGUGUAA
Molecule: messenger RNA, 2032 nt
Organism: Salvelinus sp. IW2-2015
Lineage: Eukaryota; Metazoa; Chordata; Actinopteri; Salmoniformes; Salmonidae
Product: sororin
Biological process (GO): mitotic metaphase chromosome alignment; positive regulation of exit from mitosis; double-strand break repair
Cellular component (GO): nucleus
Molecular function (GO): nucleic acid binding
Source: RefSeq, a predicted model, not a curated record